AGAACGUGGUCGGUCCAAGUAAAUAUUAUAAAAGCCACUAUUAUUAAUUAAAUCAUUUAGCAUAUAUAAUAUAUCAUUUAAUUCUCUACUCAAGCUAUCCGCUUCCCCUAUAAAUACACACUUAACACUCUUUACUUUUCUAUACCACAACUCUCUACGUACUUCUCAACUUCAAAUAGUUUCUUUAGGGCUUUGUUUGUGUUUCCUUCAAGAACCAAUGGCUCUUAAAAACUCUCUUGCGCUCUUCCUUCUCUUCAACUUCCUUUUCUUCACUCUAACUAAUGCAACUCGCAGUACCAAUUGUCCUCCUCCACCGGGCAAACACAACAAACAUAAACCUAGCCCAACACCCACUAGCGGGACUUGCCCUAAAGAUGCCUUAAAGCUCGGUGUUUGUGUUAACGCCCUUAACUUGUUGAACGACGUGACCCUCGGAACUCCUCCUGUGACUCCAUGUUGCAGCCUUAUCAAGGGUUUGGUCGAUCUUGAAGCUGCGGUUUGUCUUUGCACUGCCCUCAAGGCUAGUGUUCUUGGCAUUAACCUUAACCUUCCCAUUGACCUUAGCUUGCUUCUCAAUGUUUGCAGCAGAAAGGCACCACAUGGCUUCCAAUGCCCUUAAAAUCAAAACGUCGAUAUAUAAGUUACGAACCAUGAAAAAUCUUGAAUCUUUUAUCGUUUUGCUUUCUUUUGUGAUUUUUAUCUGUUUAUUUGAAUUGUUGAAGUUCAUGAGCAACAACAAUGGGUUUGUGUUGUUUACUUUUGGUUGUAUCGCGAGUAAUUUACUCAUUUGUCCUAUUGAAUAAAUUGUGCUAUUGAAUAAAAUAUAGAUGAUUUGUUUCUUUCUCUCAA
Messenger RNA from Arabidopsis lyrata subsp. lyrata, 849 nucleotides. RefSeq names its product putative lipid-binding protein AIR1. The record is from RefSeq and is a predicted model, not a curated record. The coding region runs from base 218 to 619 and encodes 133 amino acids. NCBI's taxonomy places the organism in Eukaryota, Viridiplantae, Streptophyta, Magnoliopsida, Brassicales, Brassicaceae. The transcript has a single exon.